CUUGUGGCGUUGACGAUUUAAUUUAACCCACAAUUCUCUAAAUCCGUGGCAACCCAUCGAUUCUUCUUCUAUAAUUCACCGCACCUUCUCCAUUCUCCAUCUUCUCUCUCUCUCUGUCUCUCAUUCAUUUCUGCAAUUCUUCUACGCGUAGGUGCAAGGUUGAAGGGGGACUCAUGACUGGAAAAGAGAUUCUCCACAAGAUGAAGGAAAAAGUAGGGCUGGGUUCCUCGGACCCCGACUCCGGAAAAGGAAAGAGCAAGAUGUCGAAGCAUGUCACACAUGGAUUUCACUUGGUGGAAGGGAAAUCACAUCAUGCCAUGGAAGAUUAUGUGGUUGCAGAGUUUAAGCAAGUUGAUCAUCACGAGCUUGGUUUAUUUGCAAUCUUUGAUGGCCAUUUGAGCAAUGCUAUCCCCGAUUAUUUACAGUCAAAUUUAUUUUCUAAUAUUAUAAACGAGCCCGAUUUUUGGACAGAUCCGAAGAAUGCAGUAAGGAAAGCAUAUAGGGAAACUGACGCAUACAUUUUAGAGAAGGCUGUUGAUUUUAGUCAUGGGGGUUCAACUGCUGUUACAGCCAUAUUAAUUGACUGUCAAAUACUAGUAGUGGGCAACGUGGGGGACUCCCGUGCAGUUAUCUGUAGGAACGGCAAGGCCAGUCAAUUAUCAGUCGAUCACGAGCCAAGCGUUGAAAGAAAAAGCAUCGAGAAUAGAGGCGGUUUUGUAACAAAUUUUCCUGGGGACGUUCCUCGUGUUGAUGGGCAGUUGGCGGUUGCUAGGGCAUUUGGUGACAGGAGCUUAAAGAUUCACUUGAGCUCAGAGCCUGAUGUGGUAGUGACGAAGAUAGACGACGAGACUGAAUUCGUUAUCUUGGCAAGCGAUGGAUUGUGGAAGGUGAUGUCGAACGAAGAAGCCGCAGAGUCCAUCAGGCAAAUAAAAGAUGCUCGAGCGGCUGCCAAGCACCUGACAGAGGAGGCCCUCAAGAGAAAGAGCAAAGAUGAUAUUUCCUGUAUAGUUGUGAGAUUUCAGUGAUUCCACCAUUAUGGACUUCUGGUUCUGUCCCAACAGCUGAAGAAUGGAAGAACCUAAAAGAACCAGUUCCAAAGCUCUUUUUUCUUUUUUUUUCUCUCUCUUUUUCUGAUGUAUAGGGAAGCCAAAUAAACUUAGUUGUGGAUUUUAGCCAAAAACAUGAACUUAUAUUUCCAUGUAUCAAAUGCUUGUCUUCCAUUGAUGUUAAA
Messenger RNA from Momordica charantia (bitter melon), 1231 nucleotides. NCBI's taxonomy places the organism in Eukaryota, Viridiplantae, Streptophyta, Magnoliopsida, Cucurbitales, Cucurbitaceae. The record is from RefSeq and is a predicted model, not a curated record.